This is a messenger RNA of Cyanidioschyzon merolae strain 10D, 492 nucleotides long. RefSeq lists its product as hypothetical. The record is from RefSeq and is a predicted model, not a curated record. The transcript has a single exon. NCBI's taxonomy places the organism in Eukaryota, Rhodophyta, Bangiophyceae, Cyanidiales, Cyanidiaceae. Bases 1 to 492 code for a protein of 163 amino acids.
AUGCGCUACGACUCGAUAGGUUUCGCAUCAUGGAAUAUUAGCGGGAUCGCCUCGGUAUUGAACUACGAGAUAUCGAAUUACCAGUACAGUAAUGAAGAACUGAUACAAGUCGAGGACUCUACAAUAGGAAAAGAGACCCAACGGGAUACGGAGAAGGAGACACAAAGGCCUCAUGAUCCACCUAGAUGCAAAAUAACCAGAGAAAGCAGCUCCGGAAAGAGCGCGAGGAAGAAGACCAACAAGGAAAAACAGAAGAAUAGAAAAAAGAACGCCCAAACGAGCCCAUCACGAGUGAUCCCCCGAAAAAGCACCCCUGCGGGAACUCAAGAAAGCCGUCGCCAAACCCAGUCACCUACUCACAGCGCUGAAGAUCCGAAAAGCCGUGCAUGCAAAUCUGUAGACCAACUGGCACGCGAGUUUGUAGAUGGGAAUCAGAAGAUUGCCACAGAACUGGGACGGCUGGCACCAGAACGCAACAGCUGCAAACCUUAG